GUUAGCGUUUUAAGGACGACGUAACUUUUAGGAAGUCUGGGCGAGGCCAUGGGCUGCGGACUAUAUUGAAUCAAGAUAGUUCAUGAGAACAAUCUAUGUUUUUCUGUGAAAUAUGUUGAGCAACAGUAAACUGCCUUGGACUUUCAUCCGCCGUCAUUUCUGAGGAACCGAUGUAAAUCUCCUGACGGCCUGGGGAGAGUGAAGAAAAUAUGGAGGAAGACAGAGAUCCUACGUGUUGAAACAUACCAGUGAUGCUGCAGAAGCAACCUCAGACAUGGCUUCUACAAGACAAUCUGCUUUAGAGUACAUUACAAAUGGAAGGCGACGUCUCAUUGGAAGGCUCCAGAAUCUGCCCCUUAUUGUGGAAAACCUGUUCCAGCGCAAGGUUCUUCACGAGGAGGAAGUAAGUAAAAUUCAGGCUGAAGUUGACUGUUUUGACCAAACCAGAAGAAUUCUGGACUGGGUCUCAGCCAAAGGAGAGGCUGCAUGCUACGAGUUACUGACAAUUCUAGACAUCACAAGGAAGAGGACCUUAGAUGACGCUGACUUACAGCAAUGGAUCAGCUGUUUCCCCUUCAAGGAAGACCCAGAGAUGACAGACUACCUUGUUGGUUCAAAACCCUGUCACAGAUAUCAGACACAGCUGAAAUGUGAAGCACAGAGGAUCACCGAGAGUGCAUGGAAACAAAGUUGUAGUCUCCUAUCAGAGAGAUUUAGAAAUGAGGGGACUUUCUCUUACACCCCUCUUGUGUUAGAUACAGAUGUGCAUUCAUCUCGCUCUAAAAUUAAAAUGAAGAAUAAAAGAUGCAAGAAAGUUCGUCGUAAAAAGCUAAAGAGCUUCAUCCCCAUGGCCAAACAGGAAACAUCCCCUGCUGAGCUGCUAAAAACACAUGAGAAAAAAAUCCUCCUGAUUGGAAAACCUGGAAUUGGAAAAACAACAGUCACCCAUCAAAUGUUGAACCUCUGGGCAGAGAAAGAUCACAGAGAACUAGAUUACGUGUUUUAUUUUGACGUGAGAGACAUUUCACACAGAAAACCCAUGAACCUGGAGGACCUUCUCUUUAACAUGAACAGUGAGCCAAAAGAAAGCAAAGAAGAAGUGUUACAGGAUAUUAAGAAGAACUCUGAAAAUGUUGUCAUUAUAUUUGAUGGAAUCACAGACCUCUCCUAUCUAUCGGUAGUAAAGAACCUUGUGGAGAAACUCCUCCCUGAUGCAAAGAUUGUGACCACAUGCAGACCAGAUCAAUCUGAAGACUUCCUGACAGACUGGCCCACAGACUGGUUCAGAGUGGAGGUGAAAGGGUUCAGUGAUGAAUCCAUUAGGACUUACUUAACACAGAUGCUGAGUGCUGAGCUUGACUCCUUGAGCAGUGUGUUAAACAACCUAGAGUUGUUCAGUCUGUGUCAUGUCCCAAUGUAUGCACUGAUGGUGGUUGCCUGCAUUUAUUUCCCUACCUCAGAGGCUUCUAAACAGACAUGCACUAUAACUGAAAUGUACAGCAACAUCCUCCGUCACUGCAUCCAAAAACACAGUGCCAAACGACUUAAGGAUACCGACAAGUGUCUCAAAGAAAACAGAGAGAAGAUAUUGUCUUUGGCAGAAAUUGCUUUUGAUGCAACAAAUGAAAAAAACAUGAACUUGACAACACUGAGUUGUGAAGAAAGCAGUGUCCAUUUUGCGUUCUUAGGGGCAUUUAUGGUUAAGGUUGCACCCACAGCAUCAGACACUUACUCUGCAUUUCUCCACUACACAAUGCAGGAGUUCUUUGGUGCCCUUUGGCUCUUACAGAAUCCAGACAAAAUCAGAGAGGUUCUAGAGAAGUGCCAGACUGAACAAUGGAAACACACAAAACACUUGAUUCCUUUCCUGUGUGGGCUUCUGAAUGAGAAGAAUAUUAGAUUGGUAAACAGUCUAGUUCCAGCUCAACAGAUCAGGAAGACAUCAGAUUGGUUCUUAAAGGAAAUGGUGAACACAUUUUUUCCAUCUCAAACAAACCAAGAUCAUGCAGAAGGUGGGGCUCCUGAGUUUGAGGUAGAUGUUCUGUUUUUGUGUCAGUGCUUGUAUGAAUAUCAGUCUACUGAGGCCUGUCUGCUUCUCCUGGACAAACUAGACUAUCAUCUAGACCUGAGUGGAGAACAUCUUGAUCCUCACCAGUGCUGUGCAGUCUCUUAUGUCACCAGUCAGUCUGCAGAGAGAAAGGUUGGCUUGGACCUGAACGGCUGCACUGUGUCAGACCAAGGAGUAAGGCUGAUACUGGGCUCUCUGAAGAAUGUCAGACAUCUUGGACCAUCCUCUGAUGAUUCAUCUGACCCCUCAAUGCUGUGUCAACUCUGGAUAACUUUGCUGAGCAGUGAGGCAGAAAUGGACUUCACCAGCUUACUUGGUCUCUGUGGAAAUGAGUUGCAGCUUCCAGUCCAGGGUGAAAUACGAGUGUUUGAGAGAGCAGAAGAAGUGAUGAAACAAAGUCUAGAGAGGGUUCAUCUCUGUCUACACUGGGAUCAGAGAACUGUUCUCAGUGAAGCUCUCAGCAAAACCAUUUUAAAGUGUCUACCAAAUAUCAGCAAGUUCAGGUUUACCCCUCUACAACAUCAGAGAGGAUCCCUUGAAAGACUGGAAACAGAAGAGAAAGCAGCCCUACUAGAUUUGUGUCUACAAGCAGCACUAGAUCACAGAGAAACGCUCCAGAGAACUGUGAACACACUGCUGUCAAUGUUCUCUGUGUAUCAAACUGAGAGAUAUGACAUCCUGCUGGAUCUGUACUCUCAUGUGAAGUACAAUAGGAAUCAAACAGCCAGGAGUGUCCUUCCAUCAUUGAAGCCACUUUACCAGCCAGCUCCUGCAGUCUGGUCCAUUGACCUCUCAGAGAGAAAGGCCUCCCUCCUCCUAGAAGUGCUGAAACUCCAACCAGAGAAGAAACCAGUAGAGCUGAAGGGCUGGUCAGAUGAAGAGAGUGAAGUGAGGAGUUUCCUUCAGUGUCUGCCCUACAUCUCACAGCUGAGUUUCUGUCCACGGAGGUCUGAUCCCUCAAAGCAGAUCAAGUUCCUGGUGGAUCUCCUGUCUCAAGCAGCAGAGUGGGAGGAGCAGACAGGAGAGAAGACACUGAAGCUGGUAUCAUCAGUGUGGACUUACAGCACCUUUCCUUUUGACUAUGGAGACAAUUCUAAACAGAGUAAUUUCCUGCUGGAUCUGUACUCACAUGUGAAGGACUAUGAGACUCAAACAGGCAGGAGUGUCCUUCCAGCAUUACAGCCAGUUUACCAGUCAGCUCCUGCAGUCUGGUCCAUAGACCUCUCAGAGAGAAAGGCCUCCCUCCUCCUAGAAGUGCUGAAACUCCAACCAGAGAAGAAACCAGUAGAGCUGAAGGGCUGGUCAGAUGAAGAGAGUGAAGUGGAGGAGUUUCCUUCAGUGUCUGUCCUACAUCUCACAGCUGAGGUGUGAUGAUGACAGGUUCUUCCAGACUGUGUGUGAAUCCAUUCCUGUGAGGUCCAGAGAGGAGGACCAG
Molecule: messenger RNA, 3503 nt
Organism: Salmo salar (Atlantic salmon)
Lineage: Eukaryota; Metazoa; Chordata; Actinopteri; Salmoniformes; Salmonidae
Source: RefSeq, a predicted model, not a curated record